UUGGGGCAAGUGCUAUUAGCGAGUAGCACCGUAGGAAGGCCGCCACGGUACACGAGGGGGUGGGGUGGCCAUGCCUGGCCGCCUUUGACUCCCUAGUGGCGAUGUUUACUAUGCACCAGACCAGGUGUUAAUUUGAGGCUGAGUCGACCUAAGGGGAGAUGCAGGCCCAGUUCAGAUAAUCGCCACUGGUGGUGAUGCUGGUGGUGGCCGUGAGUGGGAAUCGAAUUGUGGUCUCUGCCGGCUUCAUAGCGCGGCGUAGCGCUAACCGCUAAUCCGUGAAAUCGCAUCAUCUAUUUGGCGUCCUCCGGUCUAAGAGACUCGGCUCUAAAGAAAGCUGUCUCUGGUGUGGACCAAUCAGUUUUAAAGGCAAUGCAUCGUAUACUAUCAGAGCGUGUGUUUUUUUUGUAUUUUCACCACAGCAGUAGAGCUGCUGAACCUAGCAGUUCCACUGCUGGAUUUUUUUUUCCGCCUGAGGACGACCGCUUGUGUCGCGUGAAUGGGUCCGUUGGUGGCGAUGAGGCUGCAAGACGGGCGCCAUGUUUGUUUCAGCUGCCUCGCCACGAGAUCGGACGGCUCCUCAGAUGGCUUCGCCACUUCCUGCACCUCCUCCGCUCGUCAAACAAGAGACCGAUGAUGAGGAGAGCCCAGCCACUGGGAGGAGUCCUGAUCUGCCGGUGAAACGUGAAGACGCCGCCGCUGAUAACGGCGGCGAUGAAGCAGCCGCAGGAGCGGUCGUGAAGCAGGAGGAGGGUGAGGGCCGUCUGGGCCGCGAGAUCGUGAGGACGCUGGUGAAGAGCGAGGUGGAGGAGGAGGACGCUCCAGACCUGAAGAUCGUUAAGGUUGAAGAAGCGACCGAGAUAUCGGAUGAAGCGGCGGCGGAUUCCCGCGAUGGGCGUCUGGAAGCGCCGGACCAGAACUUCGUCGAGGUUGAGUUGUCCGAAGAGGAGGACGUUGGUGGAGACGGAGCCGGGGACACCACCGGCGGCAAACGGCACGGCUGCCCGCGGUGCGGCAAGCGCUUCGCCCACCGCUACCUCCUGGAGAUCCACGUGCUGAGCCACACGGGGGAGCGUCCGCACGUCUGCGGCGACUGCGGCCGCGGCUUCGUGCGGCUCGCCGACCUGAGGAAGCACACGCGGACUCACGCGGCCGCCGGCGGCGGCGUGGAGAAGCCGUACGCGUGCGGGGACUGCGGGCGGGCGUUCUCCCACCGCUACUUCCUGGGGAUCCACGCGCGCGUCCACACGGGCGAGCGGCCGCACGCGUGCGGGGUCUGUGGCCGCACGUUCGCGCAGCGCUCCCACCUGGAGGCGCACACGAGGGGCUACCCGCCUGUGCCGAGUGCGGCCGGGGCUUCUCACGCCGCUCCAACCUCAGUUCAAAGUUCAAAGUUAAUUUAUUAGUCUUCUUGGUUCUUUCGGUAAAGUCACGUAGAAGGGAAAUAAAAAAAAGAAUUCUCACGACGUUUACUUCCCUUCUACGUGACUUUACCGAAAGAACCAAGAAGAUGAAUCCCUGCAGUCACGAAAGCUUUACAUCGACAUUUAAUUUAUUAGGUAUAGCCCUGUGAGCCAUUCGGCUCUUGAAUCGGGUGCAACCGCAACAAACAAAAACAUGAACAAGAAAACAUCUUAAUGUGAAUAUGUGACUAAGUGCAAACAGAAAAUCCAAGAAAAGACAGCAAAAUAUUGCAGAAAAAAAGCACCGUACACCAACGCUGUGUGCAAAAAUCCCAGUGGGAUGCAAGUCAAACAACAACAACCACAAGACAACUUAGAUUAAGGCCAUCAGUCUAACUCUGUACUACAACAACACAAACAUGGCCAAACCAAAAAACUUUUCGAAAAUCACCAAAAUAAAGCCAUAAAAGCAAUGAAACAGUGCAGGUCACAGGAACUGUGACCGAAUUUUCACAAUAAACGACGUAAACAACAUGUACUACCAAACUCCGCAGCCAUAGCUGGCUGCAUGAGUCACUCCACAACCUGAAGAUGCACGGCGCGGCGGACGCACGUCGGGACGCCGAUGCCGCUUCCGCGCCCGGGAGCUGACCGGGCGCGCAAACGUUGGGGACCGCAGGAGCUCGGGCGAUCGUCGGAGACGAUUCUUCGCUGCUGCCGCUGCCGCCGCUGCCUUCCCACGCUCGUCUGCGCCUCUGUGGGACCCACUGCGCACGUUGAUAAUUCUCCAGCGGUUUGCUCGAAUGAGCCCGGCAGGGGCUGGACUUUGGAGGCAGCGGUGCCGCUGUGCCGGGAAGUUAUCUCGCUCACCCGGCAUGCAGGAGGCCGUGGGGGUGGAUCCCGACCCCUGACGUUUCUACCUCUCCCUCCUUACCUCUCUACCUCCCUCACUCUCUCCCUACCGCUCUAACCUCCUUUGUUUCUUAAAAAAAAUUUCGAUCAGAAGAAAAACAAAAAAUGCUCGGUUAGGCGGCACUCGGCUUCGUUCAUCAUGUCGUUUUUUAAAUAAAAGUUUGGCUUUCACGGCGUUUUUCUUUUUCAUAUAAACACGAAAUAUUAGGCGUGUACCUCCUUUUCCCAUGUAACAGAAAGCCCGUCGUGGGCUGUGUUCACAGACACAACGUUAAAAAAACACCUUUAAACACCCGUCAGUCGCAUCACACAGCACCCACUGCGGCCGAACGCGUCGAAAAGGAUGGAACUCGCUCGUCGACUGUGCGGAGCGAAAUUCUCGCAGAAACCACCAGGGCCUUGAACAUGCGGCAGUGGCUGAAUUAGGCCAAUGCCCUCGAUUGCACGUUGACUGGCGCUACAGAUCGCCAGUUUCGCAUCGUUUGUGACGAAGUUCUUGAAGCCCUCUUAUAAAUAUUCAUAUUCUUGGGUUUUUUUGGUAAAGUUACGUAGGUAAAAAAUUCAAGUUAAUAAAAGUAAUAUAAAAAUAAAAUAAAAAUCACGACGUUUCGGAGGCAACACAAGCUUCCGUUUUCAGGUGGACCCGUCACAACACGAUAGCUGUAUCAAGUGAGAGAAAUUCCAAGAACACAGUCCUUGUAUAUAUACUGGUUGAGGGUGGGAGGAGCCAAGGUAGGCACCUGAAUAUUAUUUGUGUGAGGUUCGGUGCGGCUGAAGCACGCUGUUAGGAAUGAGCCUUUGUUGUGUAAACUAGGUGCGGCUGAUGUGAAGGUGCGUGUAAAUGGGACAGAGCCUUUUGUUAUGUAGAGGUGAUGCGGCUGAAAUCGCUGCCAGGAAAUGAGUCUUUGUUGUGUAGAAUGGUUGACUGAGUCUUUUGUUAUGUAGAGGUGGUGCGGCUGAAAUCGCUGCCAUGAAUGCUCCAAAUAUGUGUAGUUAAAUCUUAUAAACUUUGGGGUCUACAUUCUCGCAAUGUCCAAAAUUAAGAAUCGCGGGAGAGAAAUUAAGCUUAAAUGACACUAAGUUAUUUUGUAUCAGUUUGAAAAAGUGAGUUGAGGCUUUGACAAUGUAUGUAACCGAUGCGCUUCUGUUUCAUUCCAGCGUGGAAUAAACAUUCUGGCUUAAUAUCUGUGAAACAUGCCCGAAAAUGACGUGUGGUCAUAGUUGUCGCGUUAACCAUAAAAUAAAAUAUUUAAAAAGUACUUUUUCAAAAAACACGCUUUAAUGAAAUGUACUAUCCGAGCUGCCCCUCCCCCUGCCGCCUUCCCCCAUGGCCCCUCCCCUCCUUCCACAUGCCCCGCCCCUGGGCGUGGCUCCCCGAGGCUUGCCGUGACGUCAGGGACCACGUGGUGAUUUACAGGCAACGUGAGUUGAGCGUCGACAAUUAUAGCCGUAAAAAAGAUUGUUUAAAAAUAUUUAUUUUGAAUGUUCAAUAAUAGAAUAUAGUAUUGUCAUCAGUAUGACAUAGCUAUACCACGUUUGCAGUCGAUACAUUGGGAAUACGGUUGAAAUUGAGUUACAAGAUUUUUGGAUACAACACAUAC
This is a messenger RNA of Lethenteron reissneri (Far Eastern brook lamprey), 3913 nucleotides long. RefSeq names its product zinc finger protein 500-like. Lineage: Eukaryota; Metazoa; Chordata; Hyperoartia; Petromyzontiformes; Petromyzontidae. Gene Ontology annotation, molecular function: DNA-binding transcription activator activity, RNA polymerase II-specific; RNA polymerase II cis-regulatory region sequence-specific DNA binding. Gene Ontology annotation, cellular component: nucleus. The record is from RefSeq and is a predicted model, not a curated record. Gene Ontology annotation, biological process: regulation of transcription by RNA polymerase II.